Messenger RNA from Leptinotarsa decemlineata (Colorado potato beetle), 1480 nucleotides. RefSeq lists its product as uncharacterized. NCBI's taxonomy places the organism in Eukaryota, Metazoa, Arthropoda, Insecta, Coleoptera, Chrysomelidae. The record is from RefSeq and is a predicted model, not a curated record. Gene Ontology annotation, cellular component: chitin-based extracellular matrix. Gene Ontology annotation, molecular function: structural constituent of chitin-based larval cuticle. Gene Ontology annotation, biological process: chitin-based cuticle development.
GACACCACUAUAAAACCACCGAUGAACUUGAAAAAGGUACAAACGUUCCAUUUGUCUUUACUUGGGUAACACGGUUACUCGAGCAACGAACAUGAGGUCUUACUUGUGUCUUGCUCUUCUGGCUCUCACACAAGCCCGGCCGGAACCCCCAAGUGGUUACAGUUACCCCGCUCCCUCCAUAGGCCUUGGUGGUGGACAUGGACCCAUUGUUGAUGGAGGCACCAUUGGAGCUAUCGGCCUAGGAGGCCACGGAGGUGGUGGAGGUCUCUCCAUUGCAGGAGGCAGCAGCGUAAGUGGAAGUUACCACUCUGGAUCUUCCUCAUUCUCUUCAGGUCAUGGCUCCCACGGAUUCAGCUCUGGGGGAGGAUUCAGCUCAGGAAGUGGAUUCGAGUCAGGAGGUGGAUUCAGCUCAGGUGGAGGAUUUGGUUCAGGCGGUGGAUUAGGAGGAGGAUUCGUUUCAGGCGGUGGAUUCGGAGGAGGAUUCGGAUCUGGCGGUGGAUUUGGAGGAUUCGGAUCAGGUGGAGGCGGUGGUUUCGGCUCCGGCGGAAGCGGUGGUUUCGGCUCCGGCGGAAGCGGUGGAUUCAGCUCCGGCGGCCAACUAGUCCAAAAACACAUCUACGUCCACGUACCCCCACCAGAACCAGAAGAGUUCCACCCACAGAGGCCAAUUUCCAUAGCUCCACCACAGAAACACUACAAAAUCAUCUUCAUCAAGGCUCCAUCAGCACCCACUCCAACUGUACCUACUAUUCCUCUGCAGGCGCAGAACGAAGAGAAAACUCUUGUAUACGUGUUGGUCAAGAAACCUGACGACCAACCAGAAAUCCAAAUUCCUACUGCCAUACCCACUCAACCUUCCAAACCUGAAGUAUACUUCAUCCGUUACAAAACUCAGAAGGACUCGAGUGGUGGUGGAUUUGCGUCUGGAGGAUCCGGCAGCGGUGGACUUUCCCUGGGAGGUGGCUCGAUUGGAGGAGGAUCACUCGGAGGAGGAUUAAUCGGAGGUGGUUCAAUUGGAGGAGGAUUAAUCGGAGGUGGUUCAAUUGGAGGAGGAUCUUUCGAUGGAGGUUCCAUUUCUGGAGGUCAUCUGUCUGGCUCUUCCGUCUCUUCUUCAUUCAGCAGUGGCGGUUCGUUUGACUCUGGCAUCUCUCUGACCGGUUCAAGCCAUAGCCAUGAACAUAGUCAUAGCCAUAGUCAUGGUCAUGGUGGCUCAUCAUCAGGCUCUUCUGGCAUUUCUUCCAGCUACGGACCACCAGGACACAUUAGCGGUGGUCCUCACUAAGCAACUAGAUUGAAUUGCAAACGCGUAGGGCUGGGUAGCUCUGUUUUAGGGCUUCUCAGUUGGACUAAAGACUUUCGAGAUGUGAUAAUCUCAAUUUCGUUCUUUGUACAUAGUUCAUUUUUAUAUUUAAGUACUUUUUUAUAAUGCUGUUCAUGUACAGUCUCUUAAUCAAGUGCGGUGACAAAUAAAUGUAUUUUU